CGCCCAAGUGCCUAUCUUCGUUCUCGUUGCCUGUUGUGCUUUGGAGGGUCAAAUUUCGAGGCCAACAAGGCCGCAACGUUGGACGAUGUCAAUGUGAUUGUCUGCCUUGAUGCAUGCUUUACCCAGAAGCGGCGAGCGUCCGGGCGACGAGAUCCUGCAAAGACCCACCCCGCCUCUGUCUUUCUACCCGAGGAUGAGGUUAAGGCCAUGGAGCUCGAGGUGGAACAAAAGCGUGGAAACAGGGCAUCUCGCAGCAAAUCGUCGACUCGGGUGGAUAAGAAUUUGACGUCGAGAAAAAGGAAGGGUGCUCCGGCGCGCGACCGGCAGGGAGGAGAGGAGGAAGAAGACCGAUGCGAAGGCCCUUUGACGGUUCCGAACUCUGUGUUAGACGGCUGCGAAGAGUCUUUCAAGGCCGCCGACGAGCAACGGGAGAAGGCGAGCACCAAGUUCUUCGACGACACCGGAGUGAUGGCCAUCCUAUGCCGACACGACAAUGUCCUAUGGCUAGUCAACAUGACGAGUGCGGGCGAGCGACAACACUACGCCAUUGCAUUGCUGAAUCGACUGUUCCAGCAUCUCCCGGAGUCAUUUCUCGCUGGAGUCUUGUACGAUAUCGGGUGCCAACUGCAUCGUAGCGUUCACAAAUGGGAUCUUUUGACAGGAUACCGUGAACGGAUACUGUUCGGCAUAUCCGUCUUCCACGCAUAUGGACACGAGUGGCCUUGCCAACUCACCUAUCAUCCCAGGAAAUGUGAAGGGUUUGGCUUAUCGGAUGGCGAAGGUUGCGAACGGUUUUGGAGUUGCAUAGACCAUCUCGUGGCCGUACUGCGAGUAAGCGGCUUCUAUCAGCGGAUGUAUGUGCUCGACGCACAAGUUCAGCACGCGAGCCGCAUUCAACGUCGGAAUCUGGGGAACUGGCUUGCCAAGAAGUACUAUGCGUGCCAAGUGCGAAUGUCGGAUGCGAAGCACAGAUUAGAGGAAUGUGCUAUCGCGCUGGAGAUAUUGCGCAAUGAGUUCGCAUCACAGACGAAAGCCCAGACAAGACCUCUUCAGCGACAAUCAAAGGACGCUGGAAAACGAGCCAUCGAUGCUAUUCUGCUUCUGCAGAACCGCCUCAUCGCGCUCGAGGAGAGCAUCGCCAAACUGGAGAAGGCAAUCCUGAAGGGCAACUGCGAUGCAGAUUCAAUGGCUCGGCGCAACGAACUGCUGGACGAACGUGAUAUGACGAAAGAGAAGAAAGAUGCCCUGGAACGUCGGCUCGAUUUGCGGACACGGCAAGAUCUGAGUUCCCUACGGGCAAGCAAAUAUCUGACCCAUCGGAUGAAUGCGCUGGCGUUGAAGAAUCGAAUCAGAGACCGGUUGCGGCAACGGAAAUUUGAAUUCACUGGCAUGGAGCGAUCGUACCGGACGCAGUCAUCCGACCGCAAGCUCGUAGCGCAUACCGCAACAGCAGUGCAUAGACGGGAGCCAGGAAUCCAGACACAGGCGCGGAAAUAUAACGCGCUAUGCAAGACGAUGUCCGAGCUUAUUCGCAAGAACGAAGCUCCAGCUCGGGCUGUGCCACCAGUACCAAUUGACAUGGACCGGCUGUGGGGUCUCGACGUGGACGACGAAAUCUGGCAGGAUAUCGGGCUGGCCGAUGAAUAUGAUACGGCGGACGGGCAACCUCCCAGAUGGUUGUCAGAUGAGAAAGUUAAAUCGGGCAUACGCCAUAUGCUAGAGGUGGACAGGUGCGAGGAGGAACUCCGACACAUUUUACUCGAGCGCGAAACCCUCCAAAGCUGGCUUCGGGAAGAGUGGGCAGCGGUUAACCAUGCCCUCAAGAAUGCUGGUACGCAGGCUAGCAUCUUCCGUCCAUCGAGAAGUUGUUAA
This is a messenger RNA of Punctularia strigosozonata HHB-11173 SS5, 1872 nucleotides long. RefSeq lists its product as uncharacterized. The record is from RefSeq and is a predicted model, not a curated record. NCBI's taxonomy places the organism in Eukaryota, Fungi, Basidiomycota, Agaricomycetes, Corticiales, Punctulariaceae. The transcript is spliced from 5 exons. The annotation marks the transcript as partial.